AUGAAGAAGUCAGGGAAUCGGGGGGAAAACCCCAUGCUGCAGGUGUGGGGGAUCACAGGAUCCUUCGUUCACUUCCACCGUAGUUUUUGGCUCAUGGGGUGCCCUUUGGGGAAAUUUUGCAACGACCCCAGAAAAUGCCUUCGCCCGGAGUUCACAAGGCCCCUUUCCCGACCCCCAGCAGGUGACCCCCAAAUCCCCAAAAAGGUUGCCCAGCGUAAAAUGCUGUCUAACCUCAGCUCUACUGGGUCCUGUCCCAAACCCCCACCUGACGGGCCAAAGGGCGUUUGCCGGGGGAUGUUCGUCGGCUUCGGCUGCGACACGGACAACCCAGAGCGGGUCUGGGACGUCACGCUGCCGGACGCGCCCAAACCGCCUGUGACCGAGCCUGCGCUGCCACAGCCUGGCAGCCCCGUGAUGAAAAUCCUGCAUUUGGCCGACACGCACUUCGACCCUUUCUACAAGCCCGGGAGCAAUGCUGAGUGCGGCGAGAAGUACUUCUGCUGCAGGAGGAGCGCAGGCGUCGUCGAGACUCCCGAGGCCGCAGCCGGUUACUGGGGCGACUACCGCAACUGCGACGCACCUCGCUGGCUUCUGGAGGCGAUUUUCUCCAUAUUACCGUCGACCAACAUUAUUAACCAGGACCUGGACCUGAUUCUGUGGACCGGAGACCUGAUUCCUCACAACGUCUGGAACACGAGCCGCGAGGGCAACCUGGACAUCAUCCGCCAGACGGUCCAAAUGGUCAAGGAGUACUUCCCCGACACCCCGGUCUUCCCGGCCAUCGGCAACCACGAGUCCCACCCGGUCAACGCUUUCCCUCAACCGUACAUCGAGAACGAAUUCGACAUCUCUUGGCUGUACGACGAGAUCUCGGCGUGGGCGACGUGGCCGGCGGACGUCGCAGCCAGCGUCACCUACUCCGCCUUCUACUCCACGCUCAUCAAGCCAGGGCUCAGGAUCCUCUCAAUCAACACCAUUACUGCUACGGCUUUACUGGUGAGGAUUUCACCUAGCUUUCGCAGUAGCAAAAUGCUGGUCAGAUUUUCCACGAAAGGGUUUAUAUCUCGAAUGUCCGAAAGACGGUGGAUUGUGUACGACGAUGUGGAUCCAGCCUCGGAGCUCGGGUGGAUGGCGCAGGAGCUGCAGAAGGCGGAGGACGCCGGGGAGAAGGUUUACAUCAUUAGCCACAUCCCGCCCGGCCACGACGACUGCUCCAAGACGUGGAGCCACCAGUACAACCGGAUCGUGUACAG
Penaeus monodon (black tiger shrimp) is the source of this 1253-nucleotide messenger RNA. RefSeq names its product sphingomyelin phosphodiesterase-like. Gene Ontology annotation, cellular component: lysosome. Gene Ontology annotation, biological process: sphingomyelin catabolic process; ceramide biosynthetic process. Gene Ontology annotation, molecular function: acid sphingomyelin phosphodiesterase activity. The record is from RefSeq and is a predicted model, not a curated record. NCBI's taxonomy places the organism in Eukaryota, Metazoa, Arthropoda, Malacostraca, Decapoda, Penaeidae.